AAAAAACUUUAGUUUACUAUCAAGCUGUGCCCUGUUUUUUUUUUCUGAUUAGGUUCACCCAGGUCCUCGAGUCAGUUCUGUGUCACCAAUCAGCUCAGCAGAGCAGUGGAAGAAACAACACCUGGUCUGACUGUUAUUACAGAAGAAGAAAAUGUAGUCAAUGAAGAUAAUGAGGAUGCAGAGAACAUUGAUGUCUGCACAUCCAGUCAGGACAUCUCUUCUGAGGCUAAUACUGGAUCAAAGGCUGUGGAUGAAAUUUCCUAUGACCUGUCACCCCAAUCACCCAUGCCAGAACAGGACGAUGUGCAAGGAGGACUGAAAACUGAGCUCAAAGUUCUCAUAAAACAGUCUCAUCAGUGUGAAGAAGUUGAAGGUAUGUCUCCAGAUUCAGCUGGAGUUGCAGAAGAACAGAACAAAGAAAUUGAAACCAAUAAGAAUACAAAGGAUGCAACAAACUGCAAGGAUAAUCCCACUUCCAGCAUGGAGAGCUGUUCUAUUGUAAACACUGGGUCAGAAGUCAUAAAUGAGAGUCUCCAGGAAACCCCACAGAGAGCGACUACUCUGGAACUUGAUGAUGUACAAAGAAUGCAACAUGAAAACAAAAUCCUAUGUCACCAGAAAAUCAGCAAACGAACAAACACAAAUCAAAGCAGCUUUGAUAAAACCACUGAGGUGGAUCAAAAUAAAAAUAAUGAUGAGAAACAGACGUUGGAAGCAGAGCUGCAGAAAUGCAUAGAAGAUUUGAAAAAUCUUAAAAUACCAUCCACAUUCUUAAAGAAGCAGAGACACUGGCAAAAUGAAUUAUUAAAGAAAUAUGAUAUGUAAUUCAAGUAUUAAGUCAAAAGCAAAAUAAUUGCAAUACAGUACUUAAUUUAUUUGUCAACUUUCUCCUAGUAGAAUUUUGAACUAAAAUGUUGAUAAUAUAAAUACCCACAUUAUUUUAUAUUAAUAUCCUUCAAAGUCAUUGUACAAUACCUAUAUAAAGUAAGUAGAUUCUGUGUUACUAUGUAUCUUGUUCUUCUCACAUUCUGUCUGACAUACUCUUCACUUCCCAGGAAAACCAAUUUCUUUCCUGUUAAACAUAGAAACUCUUAUUAUUUCUUAUUGAACAGGAGUACUAAAGAAAUGCAUAAGCUACUUUUAAGUCCACUCUACCUGACAGUCAUCUACAAAUUGGAAUUUAUAAUCAUUAUCGCUGUAAGUUCUAGCUUUUUUUUAAGAGAGAAAUCAUUAAUAGGAAUCCAGAGCUUGAACAUGAAACGAAACAGUUAGCAAAUAGACUCAAAGGAUACUUUAAUGAAAUUAUUAGGUGUAUAAUUUUGUAAAAUUGGCUUUUUAUAUCUCUAAGUCUUUUGCUAAUUAACCCUGUGAUACAGACCCAAUUGAAACAUUAAUUUAUGGCUCUAAAUGCAGCUUUGAUUAAAUGUGCAGAGUGAUACUUUUCUGUUUUGAAUGAAUAAUGUAAUGAAAUAAAGUGACACUUGUAAUAUCAUGUUACAUGUAAAUCAUUACAACUUUACAACUUUAAGUUGCCAAGCCUAAAUUCAGUAGUUCCCAAUAGUAAUUGUGAUGUGUGAUUAACCCACUUUGGCUCAAUGUAAUGAAGGCAGCAAACUAACUUAACGAUUUGAUGAAUUCAAUUAUUGUAGCCAAGAACAACACCACCAUUCAUUGACUGAAUGUCUUAGUGACAUCCAAUAUAUGACAUGUAACUUGUAUGAGUUAAAGUUAGCUUAAUCUGUUUAAUCAGGCCAGCAUAUCUUAAACUCCAGAAUGGAUACUGUCAGGCAAAGAUUGAAUAUUUUCUUCAUUGGAUUCAGAUGAACCCUUUGAGGAGCAUCAGAGAUGACUUAAAGUAAACCUGCCACUGUCACAUGUAGUGUCCCUUAACUGAGUUUAUUAAAAUGUCCCACUAAUCAAUAGGCUGUUUAGGUGAAUAGAUUUGAGACCUCAAAUGCACUGAGUGAUUUGAAUGUUUUAAAGGGAUGUCCCUAGUGUUUGACUAUUCCCUGAAAGCAAUUUUGUUAUUCUUGGGAAACAAAGUCUAGACUUGUACAAGUAGGCAUUUAGUUUUGCUUUCCAACCAACUCUUUUAACAGCCAAUAAAUAUAUCAUUCUAAUUAACAUUUACUUAAGCUUGAAUAUUCUUUCAGCAAAUUUUAUCCAUUGACACUACCACCACUGUCAAUGUUUGCAAUGGUCUGUCAAGAUACAGAAGCAAUUUCCAUUCUAAAAACAAAUGUCCCAGAAACCAAUAGGCUGUUUAGGUGAAUGGAUUGAAGACCCCCAAUACACUGAGUGAUUUGAAUGUUUUAAAGGGAUGUCUCCAGUGUUUGAUUAUUCCCUGAAAGCAAUUUUGUUAUUCUUGGGAAACGAAGUCCAGAGUUGUACAAGUAGGCAUUUAGUUUUGCUUUCCAACCAACUCUUUUAACAGCCAAUAAACGUAUCAUUCUAAUUAACAUUAAGCUUGUAUAUUCUUUCAGCAAAUUUGUCCAUUUACACUGCCACCACCAUCAAUGUUU
Messenger RNA from Hypanus sabinus (Atlantic stingray), 2522 nucleotides. RefSeq names its product BTB/POZ domain-containing protein KCTD8-like. The transcript is spliced from 3 exons. The coding region runs from base 286 to 825 and encodes 179 amino acids. The record is from RefSeq and is a predicted model, not a curated record. Lineage: Eukaryota; Metazoa; Chordata; Chondrichthyes; Myliobatiformes; Dasyatidae.